This is a messenger RNA of Paramormyrops kingsleyae, 1950 nucleotides long. Its product is annotated as ankyrin repeat and SOCS box protein 13-like. Gene Ontology annotation, molecular function: protein binding. Gene Ontology annotation, biological process: protein ubiquitination; positive regulation of protein catabolic process. The record is from RefSeq and is a predicted model, not a curated record. NCBI's taxonomy places the organism in Eukaryota, Metazoa, Chordata, Actinopteri, Osteoglossiformes, Mormyridae.
AUCUUUGCACACACAUUGUGCACCUGACAAAUUGGAACUGAUAAGAUUUUUGACGCAAAUUAUGCAUAUGGAAGCCAUGCUUAGUUGGAUUUAAAUCGGGUGACUGGCAUUCAAUAAGUUUCAGUUUUUUAGCUUUGAAAAAUUCCCAUGAUGCCUUAGCAGUAUGAUUAUAAUUUUCAAAAGUUACCUUAGUGUGACUUGUUAGCUUUUGUCUUGAUGAUGCGGCUUGCAGAGAAAUUCACAAAAACGGGUACUUGUGUACUCACGUAUAUAAUAAUAAUGAUGCAAACGAUAGUGUGUCAUCCGAUAGCAUAAAUGGGAGAUGUAUUUCAGUCGUUUUACUAGUUUUACACAUUCUGGAUUUAUCAUAGGGGGGAAAAGGCGAUCCAUGACCCUUGUGAAAUUGGAGAACUACACUUCCCAUGACUCCCACUAUACCAAAAAUGGAGACUUGCAUCUACAAGUCAUGAUCCAGCACACUAUAUAUAGAUAUUUAUAUACACAUAUGAACUCACCAAGUAACCGAAUGGUCACUAUUAAUGUGUCGCACGGAAAUGGAAAUGACAACCACUAGGCCUGAGUUUUUCGGAAAUCUAGGGCUCUGGGCGGGCCGGACAGAGCUGCACCAGAUAGCGUCGCUCGGGAACGCGCUGCAGCUGGAGCGGCUGAUCGAUGGCGGCGCCUCCGUCAACGCUGUCACCGCGGACAAUAUAACACCACUCCACGACGCCUGUGCAGGAGCACAGCCCCAUUGUGCUAAGCUUCUCCUUGCUGCAGGAGCGCAGGUAGACAUCAGGACCAUCCACGGCAGCACACCGCUGUGCAAUGCCUGUGCUGCCGGCAGCCUUGAGUGCGCAAAGCUUCUUCUGGAGCACGGAGCCUCCGUUAACCCUUCUCUCACCGCCCUGACGGCCUCGCCGCUCCACGAGGCAUGCAUACGUGGCGACCCAGACUGCGCCCAGCUCAUGAUCGCAGAAGGUGCCCAUCUGGAGGCUUUUGACAUCUAUUUCGGGACACCGUUGCAUGCGGCGUGUGCCAGAGGGAAUGUGGACUGUGCCAGAGUGCUGCUCAGCGCAGGUGCCCGUGUGAAUGCUGCCAGCUUCCAUGAGACGGCGCUCCACUACGCAGCUAAAGUGGGGAACGUAGAUCUGAUCCAGAUGCUGGUGGAAUUCGGGGCAAACGUGUACGCCCGGGACAACCUGGGCAGAAAGCCCAUCGACUACACCAGGCCCGGGUGCCCCACAGCCGUCUGCCUGGAGUUUUAUGAAAGCAACCCACUGAGUCUGCAGCAGAUGAGCAGAGCCUGUUUGAGGAUGGCACUGGGUACGAGGGCCCAGGAGGCUGCAUCCAUACUCCAGCUGUCACAGCGUAUCAUUGACUACCUGUGCUACAGAUGAACACCCAUCUGGAAGUGCACCCCAUGGUUUAAAUCAGGGGUUCCCAAACUUUUCAGCUCACGACCCCCAAAAUAACCGUGCCAGUGACUCGUGACCCCCACUAUCCUCGGAAGUGGUUAAAAUAUACAAAUGUUGCGCGCAACGGUGCACAUGCGCCAAUAAGCCUAUCCAAACAUGACCAUGAUAACACGAAAGAACACAAUGGUCUAACAACAAUAUAAUUUUUUUAUAGUAAUUUACUCAUUUGUUUAAUUUCAACAAAAUAUCCUAUCCAAACAAGAGCAUGACAACACAAAAGAACACAACGCUGUAACAACCAUAUAACUUUUUUUUUUAUUAUUUACUCAUUCGUUUCAUUUCAACAAAAAUAAUAUCCUAAGCAUAAAGCGAUGAAAAUUACCUACACGUUACGUGCACAUGUCGGAAUGUUUAACAUGGUGCUGUAAAUUCUGCUGCAACUGACGCUAUUGAUGUGUCGUUAAUCUGUCGUAAUCACCUCAGGGGUCGCGAUCAAACGGAAAGAAAUUUGAAAGGCUGAUGGAUUUUUAAUUCG